This is a messenger RNA of Sphaerodactylus townsendi, 2674 nucleotides long. RefSeq names its product interleukin 21 receptor (gene IL21R). Gene Ontology annotation, cellular component: external side of plasma membrane. The record is from RefSeq and is a predicted model, not a curated record. Gene Ontology annotation, biological process: immunoglobulin mediated immune response; cytokine-mediated signaling pathway. Bases 949 to 2472 code for a protein of 507 amino acids. Gene Ontology annotation, molecular function: protein binding; cytokine receptor activity. The transcript is spliced from 9 exons. Lineage: Eukaryota; Metazoa; Chordata; Lepidosauria; Squamata; Sphaerodactylidae.
CAAGCCCAGCCCACUCCCUUGCUCUGUCAGAGGCUUGCCCCCUCUCCUCCUCCCGGAUCAGUUUAUUGUUUGUGGAGGACAAAAUUUUAGGCUAAUCUGGGACUGAAACAGACCCUGAUUGUUCCCACCAUCUGAUGAAACAUUACAGGAGGAGAUUGACAUUUUAUUGUUUUAGUUUAGUUACGUUUCCUAUGGAAUUUGUAUUGCAUUUUACUACGUAAGCGAGCCGCUCUGAGCCUGGUUUUGGGUGGGAAAAGGCAGGAUAGCAAGUCCAAUAAAUAAAUAAUGUGUUUUUAAGAGAGAGAAAAUGAGUUUGACCGGGCACUUGGCAGCAGUCUAAAACUGAGGUGACUUUCUGGCCCCUCGGACAGAGAACAGCUCCACGAAGCCCCAGUGAGCUUACCUGGGAGAUGGUCACACCUUAGGUGGGUGAAACACCUGCAGAGGUUGGGGGGCAGGGGGGCAGUUGGGUGGUGAUCAAAACCCAGCACCUCAGGGUCUUCCGGCCAUUUCCCUCAAGUGGUUUGGUCAGCUGAGGAUGGAAGUUGGGUUUCUCUGAUGGGAGCUGUUGCCAGUCUGCCAAGAUGUGCCUCAGUUCCCUCCUUGCCAGCCCCAGGAAAGACGUACGCCAUGCCGGACACCCUCGCCUGAGCCGCCCCGUGGACACGCACGCAGAGGCCUCCUCCCAACAAGCGAAGGGGAGGCCCAGCUAGGCUGGCUUUUCUUCCGUGGUGGGAGUUGUUAGUCGGGAGUUCUGCGGGGCAGGCGCUUUUCGGCCUCACCACAUCCUUUGCCUGUACAGUAAUAACUGAAGGGGCUGACGUCACCCGCUCUUGAUGCUGCCUCUGAAGCAGAGAGGUGAGAGCAACUUCUUACUCAUCGAGGAGUUACUGGCCUUCAGGAGGGACAGUUACUGGCAGCGAAAGCGACAGGAUCCGCGGAAGGAGCAUGUGGCCCCCGGCGCUUCUGGUUCUGCUGCUGCUUCAACACGGCGAGUCUGACUCAAGUUGCAAGAAUCUCCACUGUUUUGCUGACUACAUCCGGACACUGACCUGCACAUGGGAGGCUGGCAGCGCUGGAGGGAGGCCACACCAUCUCACUGCCAGGUGGGUUUGCGGCAACCACAAGGGCACCUGCGUCUUCCUCCCCACCUUGGGGAACGCCAGCCGCAUGCGAUACAUGUGCUCCUCCAACCAGGAGCGGUGCAUGUCCGGCAGUAGCUUCACUGUGACGGCGACAUUUGCAGAGGGAGCCCUUCCAGAUGGCCAGAGAUGUGGGCCCUUCAAGUACCAUGAAAACGUGAAGCCGCGGCCCCCUUUCAAUGUGAGCGCCGUGGCCUGCCCAGGUGGCUUCAACGUCUCCUGGGAGGGCGGCUACUCAGCCUACGACAACCUGCACGGGGAGCUGCAGUAUCAGCUGCGCUACAGACAGAAGGGACACCCCUGGAGGCUGGAAGGAGGCACAGCUGGGGGCCUGAAGUCUGUUCUGCAGGACACCCCAAGCUUGUGGCUGCUGCCGCAGGAGCUGGCGGGGGGCGCGGAGUACGAGCUGCAGGUGCGCUCCGGACUGAGGGACGGCUCUCCUUACAGGGGCACCUGGAGUGACUGGAGCCCCUCCGGCUGCCUCAAGACUCCGCACAGGGGAACCACCGGAGCGGCCUGGCUGCUUUUCCUGCUCCUCCUAAUCACCCUCCUGGCUUUCCUGGGAAGGCAUCAGAGUUGCCGGCCGUGGAAGAAGCUGGAGCAGCUCAUUCCCAGCCCGGCUCCUUUCUUCCAGACCCUUUAUCUGGUCCACAAUGGAGACUUCCAGAAAUGGGUGGGGACCUCUUACUCCGGAGCCCCCCUGGAUGUCUCCGAGUGUGGAACGGCCCUGCCAGAAGUGUUCAAGAUCAGCCCCAAGCCGCUUCUGGCCCCAGAUGCCCCCGAGGAGAAUCCCGCGCUCCCCUGUGCCGAUGCCCUGCCGGCCUUCCUUGAGGAGAGUCCCGAAUCCGCGCUGGAGCCAGCCUACGGCCACCUCUCCAUUGACACAGUAACCGUGGCUGAUGCCUGCGGCCCAGAGCCAGAGGCCUACCAGUGCUUGCCUGUGGACGGCAGCCUCUCCGAAAGCCUGCUUCCCUACAGCAAGGUGCCUCCACCUCCUCCCUGGCCGCAAGACCCCUUCCUGGAGCAUCUGAGCGCCCUCUACGGAGGCCCCCUGGGUGCCUCCUCUCCACCCCCCGCCCAGCCUUUCUGCAGAGAGUGGCUCUCUCCCACCUGGGGGGCUGACGGAGACCCAGGGGACCUGGCUCUCGACCUGGACACCGUUGACAGUGGCUUUGUGGACUCUGACUGUGGGAGCCCCCCUGGGGACUCUGAGUGCCAGGGGAGGUGUGCCAGCUGCGCUGCCCACAGGGAAGAGGAGGGGGCUGCCUUCCUGCCCAGCUACGUCAAGCAGUGGGUCACCUGCUACACCCCCCCAGAGGAGCACAGCUAGAAGCAGCAGCUGACUCCCCUUCCUCCAGCCCAUCCACUGCCCCUCUGGUGGCCUGGCACUGCUGCCCACGGGGCAAUCUGAACCCUUGCCCCCGUGCGGGGGAGAGGGGGUGAUGGUUCCCCCCCCCCAACUCCUGGCUUGUCUCCUACGUGUACCGAGGAGAAUAAAAACAUCCUUCUUGCGAGAGCAGCCUGUCGUCUGA